GUCACGUGACGAACGCUAACUAAAGAGUUAAAAAUUAAAAUAAAAGGUAUAAAAGCACGCAGUCGAAAGUGUAAAACCCUAAAAAACUUUGCAGAAGAGGAAGUAUCAGGAAAAUGGGAGUUGAGAAGGAAUUGUUGAGGAGCGGCACCGGCCGGAAGCCCGUCGUCGGUCAAAAAGUCACCGUUCACUGCACCGGCUUCGGUAAAAAUGGCGAUCUUUCCCAAAAGUUCUGGAGCACGAAGGAUCCAGGGCAGGAGCCUUUUUCUUUCCAAGUUGGAAUGGGCAAAGUUAUUAAAGGAUGGGAUGAAGGGGUUUUAGGAAUGCAAGUGGGAGAAGUUGCUCGAUUAACAUGCUCGCCCGACUAUGCAUACGGCACGGGCGGUUUUCCAGCAUGGGGUAUUAAGCCAAACUCGGUUCUGGUUUUCGAGAUCGAAGUUCUGAGUGCUCAGUGACCAUCUUAUAUUAUUAGACCUAAUAAAUAAGAGAUUGAGCUUCGCUUAUUGCGUUCUCCCAUGCUUUUGCAUUGUCGUAUUUCCAAUUAUUUUGGAUGCAAGUUAGAUGUAUGAAUAUUUUGUUACUUAUUCUCGUUAAACAUCAACGUCGAUGUUAUGCGUUAAAAAUGCUCGUUAAAAUUAGGAUUUGUCUUUCAUGUCCC
Erythranthe guttata (spotted monkey flower) is the source of this 655-nucleotide messenger RNA. It is a transcript of the gene FKBP12, whose product is annotated as FK506-binding protein 12. The record is from RefSeq and is a predicted model, not a curated record. Gene Ontology annotation, cellular component: cytoplasm. NCBI's taxonomy places the organism in Eukaryota, Viridiplantae, Streptophyta, Magnoliopsida, Lamiales, Phrymaceae. Gene Ontology annotation, molecular function: peptidyl-prolyl cis-trans isomerase activity.